Porites evermanni is the source of this 432-nucleotide messenger RNA. Lineage: Eukaryota; Metazoa; Cnidaria; Anthozoa; Scleractinia; Poritidae. The record is from the annotation of a GenBank genome assembly.
AUGUCUCCUGUCUGGAAAUCCAUCCAGGAUAGAGGAAUUUCAGAGGCGGCUGCUAAGUUCAUCAUGGCCUCCUGGAGAGACGGAACAAAGAAACAGUACAGUACCUACAUUACAAAGUGGCAAAAGUUUUGUAAUCAGAGGCAGAUCAGUCACAUUCAACCAUCUGUAGUGUCUGUGCUUGAUUUUCUAACCCUGCUAUAUCAGCAAGGCCUUACAUACAGUGCCAUCAAUACAGCCCGAAGUGCUUUAUCUAGCUAUAUUACUUUAGAAAAUGGGACAUUCGUAGGAAAACACCCUCUAGUAUCUCAGCUAAUGAAAGGCAUUUUCCAGGAAAAACCACCGAGACCUAAGUACCCAGAAAUUUGCGAUGUGUCCAUUGUUCUUUCAUACCUUCAGUCUUUAUCCCCUGUGGAUAAAUUGUCCUUGAAGUAA